CGAAACUGAUAAUGAGCUACACUGAGACGUUCCCUGGGCUGGCUGCAGUGCUCCUGGAGCCGGGCUGUGGGUGAGUUCGGAGAGAGCUUUGAUUGCCCUGGGGGACUGGUGAGAGUCUGGGCUCUAAGGGUUCAUCGUCCAAAAGAGAUCGAGCUUGUGGAGCAGCGGUCGGAGGCUCUGUAGCGGGGCGCGCGUUUUGCGUGAGUGACUUCGUUUCCAUUUUAAGUUCAACAAGAAGAAUGGCUAACAAUGUUCAAACACGCCUCUUUACUUAUGAACUCAAUAACUAUUGCCUGAGGAAAAAUAUGCAGGUUUCCUAUGAAGAAAUUUCAGUGACAGGACCUCCUCAUAAUAUGGAGUUUACAUUCAAAGCUGUAAUAGGAGACAGAGAAUUUCCAGAGGGUAAAGGCAAAUCAAAGAAAGAAGCAAAAAAUGUUGCUGCUAGGAUGGCUCUUCUCAUACUAGAGAAAGAGGAUACGAGCUCAUUUAUGUCACCUCAACCAUCUCAAAAUUCAAGUGUCUUGGAAAGUAAAACACCACCCAGUAUGGAUUAUAUUGCUCUUCUGAACCAGAAUGUACAAAAGAUGAGACUCACUUUGGAUUUCAUCAGACAACCACCAUCUGGAUUUUCAAGUUUUUCUUAUAUCUGCAAAGUUGGGAAGACAAGUUAUAGUCCUGGUAGCGGAUCUAGUAGAAGAGAAGCUAAACAAGCUGCAGCUAAGAUUGCUUGUCAGAAGAUGCAAUUAGGUGAUAUUUCACAGGAAAAUGAUUCAAUACCUCUUUCUGCCCAUGCCCUUCCAUGUACUGAUUCCAGCAAUACAUCAUCUCUGAGUACAUCAGCCUCAAAUGGUAUGGUGGUUGAAAGUGGAUUCUCAGAAGAUACUUCACAAAGAAAUAGUAAUAUUGGCUUACAAAGUAUUUCUUCAUGUUCUCCGAAAUCUACAACAGGUUGUCAACUGAAGGUUAAAAGGCUUUUGGCACCCACUUUUCAAAAACAACUUGACAAGAAGGAGAAAGAAGAAAUGUAUAGCUGCAAUGAAAGGUUUCUCAAUGAUUUUUAUGACAUAGAAAUACUUAGCAGAGGUGGAUAUGGCCAAGUGUUUAAAGGAAUUCACAAACUUGACAACAAAUCCUAUGCAAUUAAACGUGUUAAAUUUGAUAAUGAGAAAGUAAGGCGUGAAGUAAAAGUUUUGGCCAAACUUGAUCAUGAAAAUAUUAUUAAAUAUAAUCUGUGUUGGGAUGGAGAUGAUUGUGAUACUGAAGAGAGUGGACAUUUUUCCAGGUCAAAGAUAAAAUGCCUCUUUAUCGUAAUGGAACUCUGUGAAAGGGGAACAUUAAGGGAUUGGAUUGAUUGUAGAAGAGGUAGUGAGUUAGAUAAAGCUUUGCCUUUGAAUUUAUUUCAACAAAUAACAGCAGGAGUGGACUAUAUACAUUCAAACAAUUUAAUUCACAGAGACCUUAAGCCAUCUAAUAUAUUUUUAGUAGAUGAAACCAAAAUAAAGAUUGGUGACUUUGGACUUGUUACCUCAUUGAAAACUAAAGAUGAUCGGACAAAAGGUGUAGGAACACUUCUUUAUAUGAGCCCAGAGCAGAUCUUUUCCCUAGAAUAUGGGAAUAAAGUGGAUAUUUUUUCAUUGGGAUUAAUUCUUUUUCAACUUCUUUAUAUAAGUGCAACUGUUCAGGAGAUAUCAAAGAUCUGGGAAAAUGUGAAAAUGUGUAUUUUUCCAGAAGAAUUCAUCAAGAAGUACCCUAAGGAGCAAAUGAUGAUAGUGAAGCUACUUUCAAAAAACCCUGAAGACAGACCUAAAGCGUCUAAUAUUCUGAGGAUCCUGAAGGCAUGGGAGAAAGAAGAAAAUGGUAGAGAGAUUGUGUAUCCACAUACUUAUUAGGUGCUUUAUUGAUGUGGUUGUGCUCUUAUUCCCACCUCUUACUUAUUUUGCGAUUUCUGGAAUGUACAGAAAAGAAUUGUUUUGAUUGUUCUGUCAUUUAUUUUACUUGUAUCUGACUUAUGACCCCACUUGGGGGAUUCUUGGAAAAAACUCUGGAGUGGUUUGUCAUUUCCGUCUCCAGGUCAUUUUAUAGUUGAAGAAACUGAGACAAAUAAAAUUAAGUGAUAACUUAU
Molecule: messenger RNA, 2122 nt
Organism: Sarcophilus harrisii (Tasmanian devil)
Lineage: Eukaryota; Metazoa; Chordata; Mammalia; Dasyuromorphia; Dasyuridae
Gene: EIF2AK2
Product: eukaryotic translation initiation factor 2 alpha kinase 2
Exons: 16
Coding region: 240-1889 (549 amino acids)
Biological process (GO): protein phosphorylation
Molecular function (GO): protein kinase activity; ATP binding
Source: RefSeq, a predicted model, not a curated record